AUGGGCACCUCACAGUCGACUUUGCGUGCUCUGCAGCGUGCGCGGCCCAUUGUGGUUGCAGCCCCGGUGGUUUUUGCUAUCCCGCGCCAGCACUGGCGUUGUGAGACCCAUGCACCUGGACCAGUGCCAUGUGUCCCACCUGCAAAGCUGCCGCAGCGAGUGCUUUGCCCGGCACCAGCCUUCAGAGAGUGUACGAUCUCAGACGGCUCCGUGCGCAACAUUGUUCUUCUUGGCUUGACUGGUGCAGGGAAGUCAACUUUGGCAAACCAGAUGGCAAUAACCCGAGCCUUCAAGUCUGGUGAUUCCAUGUCCAGUGUGACACGGGAGGUGCAGCAUGAAGAGUUUGAGUUCAACGGCGCCAGAUACCGUGUGAUUGACACUCCCGGCUUUUUUGACACCACUUUGACUGAUGAGCAGGUUAUGACGGCUCUUCAGCAGUUGGCCGAUGUUGCGAAGGAGGGCCUGGUCGCAGUGAUCGUUGUCGUGAAGAACGGGCGCUUCACCGAGGAGAACCAAGCAGUCAUUAAGUACAUCGAGACCGUGCUCGGAAAAGAGGCAGUGGCCAAGUAUGGCAUGCUCGUGGUUACCAACACAUGCAAGAGCACUGACAAGCUUCAAAAGGAGCUGGCAGCUCUGCGCGACGGCAACUUGGGCCGCGACAUGGCAUCCAAAGUUGGCAGCCGCGUGCUUGGUGUUGACAGCUCAUUCUGGCGGUGGCCACCGCGCAAGACAAGGAGCGACAUCAUGCACCUGGUGGAAGAGCUUCUGGCCACGAACAAGAACAUGGGAGUUGAUUGCGAUGUGAUGAACUGGGGAGCGCGAGUUCAGCAGCAGCAUCUCUUGGAGUUUGAAGAGCAAACUUCGUCACUGCGAAAGCAGCAUGCCGAAAAGGAAAGAAUGUUGAAUGAAUGUCAUGAGACUGACAGGGAGAACAUCAUGAAAGAAAAACAUGCCCUCGAAGAACUGUUGCAAGAGACGGAAGACAAGCAUGAUGAGAUGUUGCGGCAGAUGGUGCAUCGGCUCGAUUUGGAGGAAAACAUCUCUCUGGCUCUGAAGAGCAGGCUCGAAAGCACUGAGUCGGAAAUGCAGCAGAUGCAGGAGGACCAGGAAAGGCGCGUCCGCGACUUGGAGGCCAAGAUUGAGAACGGUAAGCAGGCCUCAUCGAAGGAAAGACACCAACUGCAGACUCAGCUGGCUGACAUGAGGUCAAGCCAUGAACGGGAUCUCCAGCUAUUGCGACAGAAGGAGAGCGGCUUGCAUUUGCAAAUCGCAAAGCUCGAGGAUCAGAAGUUGCUCCAGCCAUUGCAGCUCAUGCAGCUCAUGCAGCUCAUGCAAUCCAUGCAGCCCAUGCAGCCCAUGCAGCCCAUGCCCAUGAUGCACAGGAGGUCAGGGAUGGAGAGUGACACUGUGAUGGCUGCCGCCAUGCUAGGUGUUUUGGCCGAUGCAGCGAUGAAGGACGGGUGCGUCGUGCAGUGA
This is a messenger RNA of Symbiodinium sp. CCMP2592, 1476 nucleotides long. NCBI's taxonomy places the organism in Eukaryota, Dinophyceae, Suessiales, Symbiodiniaceae. The record is from the annotation of a GenBank genome assembly.